Messenger RNA from Carlito syrichta (Philippine tarsier), 1420 nucleotides. It is a transcript of the gene MMP12, whose product is annotated as matrix metallopeptidase 12. The coding region runs from base 1 to 1413 and encodes 470 amino acids. NCBI's taxonomy places the organism in Eukaryota, Metazoa, Chordata, Mammalia, Primates, Tarsiidae. The transcript is spliced from 10 exons. Gene Ontology annotation, biological process: collagen catabolic process; extracellular matrix organization; proteolysis. Gene Ontology annotation, molecular function: metalloendopeptidase activity; zinc ion binding. The record is from RefSeq and is a predicted model, not a curated record. Gene Ontology annotation, cellular component: extracellular matrix.
AUGAAGUUUCUCCUCCUGACACUCGCUCUGCAGGUCACCGCUUCUGGAGUUCUUCACCUGACCAAUGCUACAAACCUGAAGGAAAAUAAUGUGACAUUUGCUGAAGAGUACUUGACAAUCUUUUAUGACCUCAAGAUGGAGCAACUUCCGAUGACAAAAGCGAAAGUCGUUGGGAACUUGAUAGAGAAAAAACUCCGGGAAAUGCAGCAGUUCUUUGGGCUGGAAGUGACUGGGCAACUGGACCCGUCGACCCUGGACGUGAUGCACACCCCUCGGUGCGGGGUGCCGGACGUGCAUCCGUUCAGCGUGAUGCCAGGGAGGCCAGUGUGGAAUAAGCGUCAUCUCACUUACAGAAUCAAUAAUUAUACUCCUGACAUGAGACGCAAGGAUGUUGACUUCGCCAUCCAGAAAGCCUUCCAAGUAUGGAGUAAUGUGACCCCCCUGAAAUUCAGGAAGAUUGACGCAGGCGAGGCCGACAUCAUGAUAGGCUUUGCACACGGAGCUCACGGAGACUUCAAUGCUUUUGACGGCCAAAAUGGAAUCCUCGCCCACGCUUUUGGACCUGGAUCUGGUAUCGGAGGAGACGCACAUUUCGAUGAGGCUGAAAUCUGGACUGCAAGUUCCAAAGGUACUAACUUGUUCCUCGUUGCUGUUCAUGAGCUUGGCCAUUCCUUGGGUCUUGACCAUUCCAAAGAUCCAAAGGCCAUCAUGUUUCCCAACUACAGAUACGUUGACCCCAACACAUUCCAUCUCUCUGCUGAUGACAUACGUGGCAUUCAGUCCCUCUAUGGAGGCCCUGAAGAAGACCAACACUUGCCCAAACCCGACAGUCCAACAUCAGCUAUCUGUGACCCCAAUUUGAGUUUUGAUGCUGUCACCACAGUGGGAGAUAAAAUCUUUUUCUUCAAAGACAGGUUCUUCUGGUGGAAGUUUGCCGGGAAUCCAAAGACCAGUGUUAGUUUAAUUUCUUCCUUAUGGCCAACCUUGCCAUCUGGCAUUCAAGCUGCUUAUGAAAUUACAACCAGAAAUCAAGUUUUUCUUUUUAAAGAUGACAAAUACUGGUUAAUUAGCCAUUUAAGACCACAACCAAAUUAUCCCAAGAGCAUACAUUCUCUGGGCUUCCCCUACUCUGUGAAAAAAAUUGACGCAGCUGUUUUUAACCCAUUUUCUCUUAAGACCUACUUCUUUGUAGACAACCGAUAUUGGAGGUAUGAUGAGAAGAGACAGUCCAUGGACCUGGGUUUUCCCCAAUUGAUUACCAAGUACUUCUCAGGAAUUGGACCUAAAAUUGAUGCAGUCUUCUAUUCUAAAUUCAGAUACUAUUUCUUCCAAGGAUCUAAUCAGUUUGAAUAUGGUCUCCUAUCCCGUCGUGUCACCAAAAGGCUGAAAAGCAACAGCUGGUUUGGUUGUUAGGAAUGGU